CACCGAUACGCGCCGUCCUCUCUCAUCCACACUUGUUGUCAACCAGCGAGAAACAUGACAUCCAAAUUACUGGUUCAUUUCUUACUCCUGUCUGCCCUCCAGACCUGCUCUCUAACUAUCGAGUACGAUGAGGAAUACGAGGAUGUCACAGUGAACCAAAUGUUGGCUCCUAAAUCACAAGAAACGGACGCCACGGAAAUACUCAACAAUUUACUGAAAGAAUACGACAAAAAACUACGACCGGAUAUCGGAGUUAAACCAACAGUCAUAGACGUGGACAUAUUUGUGAACAGCAUUGGACCGGUGUCAUCAAUAAAUAUGGAAUAUCAGAUUGACAUCAUCUUCGCCCAGACGUGGACAGACAGCAGGCUCAGAUACAACAGCACCAUGAAAAUAUUGACUCUGAACAGCAACAUGGUGGGACUUAUUUGGCUGCCUGAUACCAUCUUCAGGAACUCAAAGAACGCUGAUUCUCAUUGGAUUACAAUGCCCAACCAGCUGCUGAGAAUAUGGAACGAUGGGAAGAUACUUUACACCCUCAGAUUAACGAUAAAUGCAGAAUGUCAGCUACAGCUGCACAACUUCCCAAUGGACGAGCACUCCUGUCCACUCAUCUUUUCCAGUUAUGGAUACCCUCGAGACGAAAUGAUUUACAAGUGGAGGAAGAACUCUGUGAAGGCGGCGGACCAGAAGUCGUGGCGUCUCUACCAGUUUGAUUUUAUGGGCCUGAGAAACACUACGGACAUAAUAAAGACCACAACAGGUGACUAUGUGGUGAUGACGGUGUACUUCGACCUGAGCAGGAGAAUGGGUUACUUCACCAUCCAGACCUACAUCCCCUGCAUCCUCACCGUGGUCCUCUCUUGGGUCUCCUUCUGGAUCAAGAAAGACGCCACACCAGCUAGAACAGCUUUAGUCCUGUGGACCAAUUUGCAUCAAGGUAUAACGACAGUGCUGACCAUGACCACACUCAGCAGCGUGGCACGGACGUCUCUACCCAGAGUGUCUUAUGUCACCGCCAUGGACCUUUUCGUCACCGUCUGCUUCCUGUUUGUCUUCGCUGCUCUGAUGGAGUACGCAACGUUAAAUUACUACUCCUACAGCGCCAGGAGACCCAGCUGCAUGCACUCCAAAAGAUCGAACUAUUCAGUCUUGGAUGUGAGACCUCCACACACCACCAUCGCGUUAAAUAACUCCCUGUACUGGCAGGACUUUGAAGACGCUUGUGUCUACGAGUGUUUGGACGGAAAGGACUGCCAGAGUUUCUUCUGCUGUUUCGAGGAGUGUAAAGGAGGAGGGUGGAGGAAAGGACGAGUCCACAUAGAUUUACUUGAACUGGACACGUACUCACGUGUCUUUUUUCCCACCUCGUUCUUACUGUUUAACAUCGUAUACUGGGUGGGCUAUCUCUACCUUUAGCACUCUGCAGGAACAGUUCAACUAAGGAAACAUAAAUAUGAAGGUAACACCAAAUAAACUGAAGCAGUUACCUGAAGACAAACGGAGAGGACAGGCCCGUGGCGAGAAGAGAUUUCUGCCUUGGAGACUUCAGGUAUGAGAAUACAACACAGUACUG
Messenger RNA from Cheilinus undulatus (humphead wrasse), 1576 nucleotides. Its product is annotated as gamma-aminobutyric acid receptor subunit gamma-3. Gene Ontology annotation, molecular function: inhibitory extracellular ligand-gated monoatomic ion channel activity; transmitter-gated monoatomic ion channel activity involved in regulation of postsynaptic membrane potential; benzodiazepine receptor activity. Lineage: Eukaryota; Metazoa; Chordata; Actinopteri; Labriformes; Labridae. Bases 55 to 1419 code for a protein of 454 amino acids. The record is from RefSeq and is a predicted model, not a curated record. Gene Ontology annotation, biological process: synaptic transmission, GABAergic; monoatomic ion transmembrane transport; regulation of postsynaptic membrane potential. The transcript has 10 exons. Gene Ontology annotation, cellular component: dendrite membrane; neuron projection; postsynapse.